GCACGCCGUCAUCCUGCCACAUCCCACCCAGGAGCCCGUUCCUGCCAGCGAUGCUUUGGCCCUGAUGAACAGAAACAUGGAUGUCUUGGAAGGGGCCAUCAAGGAAGCUGCCCAGCAGGGUGCCCACAUCAUUGUGACUCCUGAAGAUGGCAUCUAUGGCUGGCAAUUCACAAGAGAAUCCAUCUACCCCUACCUGGAGGAUAUCCCUGAUCCAGCGGUGAAUUGGAUACCUUGCACUGACCCCUCAAGAUUUGGUCCAGCACCAGUACAGGAACGACUCAGCUGCAUGGCCAGAAAUAACUCCAUCUAUGUGGUUGCAAAUAUUGGGGACAAGAAGCCAUGUAACUCCAGUGACCUCAGCUGCCCCAGGGACAGUCGGUACCAGUACAAUACGGAUGUUGUCUUUGACACACAGGGCAAACUGGUGGCUCGGUACCAUAAGUACAAUCUGUUUAGAAGUGAAACUCAGUUUGAUUAUCCAAAAGAGCCAGAACCUGUCACCUUUGAGACUCCUUUUGGGAAGUUCGGCGUUUUCACUUGCUUUGACAUCCUUUUCUAUGAGCCUGCCGUGGUCCUGGUGAGCAAGAUGCAGGUGGACACCGUGCUCUUCCCAACAGCUUGGAUGAAUGUCCUGCCCUUUCUGACUGCAAUUGAAUUUCACUCUGCUUGGGCUAUGGGCAUGGGUGUUAACUUACUUUCUGCAAAUACUCACAACACCACCAAGGCAAUGACAGGCAGUGGGCUGUUCACACCAGAGGGACCUGCUGCCUACCACUACGACAGUGGCACCGAGGAGGGACGUCUCCUGCUAGCAGAGUUGAGUGCACACCCCCGUCUUUCCCCCACCUACCCCCCUGCCAUCAACUGGAGUUUGUAUGCCGCGACCAUCAAGAAGUUUCCUGGAGAAAAUGACACUUUCUCAGGAGCUGUCCGGAAGGAUAUAUUCACUUUCAGAGAACUCAGGCGCAAGGAUGGAAAUUACACUGUUUGCCAAGGAGACCUUUGCUGUCAUCUGGUCUACCAGAUGUCAAACAAGAGCAGAGAUGAAGUUUAUGUCCUGGGUGCAUUUGAUGGGCUUCACGGUUCUCUCAUAAAAUACCAUUGGCAGAUCUGCACUCUGCUCAAGUGCCCCAGCACAAACCUGAGCACAUGUGGGCAGCCUGUGGAGACGGCUCAGACAAAGUUUGAGAUGUUCUCCCUCAGCGGCACGUUUGGCACUAGCUACGUCUUCCCAGAAGUGCUGUACAGCGGGGUGCAGCUGGCCCCUGGGGAGUUUGAGGUGCUACGUGACGGCCGUUUGAAAAGCAAGCGUGGCGCGUCGAAACCGCUUGUAACAGUGACACUUUUUGGAAGGCUUUAUGAGAAGGACCAGCCACAUCCUCUGCGAAUUUCCCUGUAA
Molecule: messenger RNA, 1399 nt
Organism: Camarhynchus parvulus
Lineage: Eukaryota; Metazoa; Chordata; Aves; Passeriformes; Thraupidae
Product: pantetheinase-like
Exons: 7
Coding region: 65-1399 (444 amino acids)
Molecular function (GO): hydrolase activity, acting on carbon-nitrogen (but not peptide) bonds, in linear amides
Source: RefSeq, a predicted model, not a curated record